AUGACUGGAAGCAGACACCGCAACGUACUUGUCACUGGAGCCAAUGGUUAUAUCGGCUCCGCAGUUUGUCGAGCCUUUGUAAGAGCAGGCUGGAAUACCUAUGGUCUCAUCCGAAACCCACAAGCUCAAGAGGAACUUGCACUCUCUGAAAUUAUUCCAGUAGUGGGAUCUUUUACUGAUCUCAGUUUCCUGGAAACACUUUUCGAAGAGGUCAACACUUUCGAUGCCAUCGUCAGCUGCACGGAAAAGAUCCCAGGCUAUGCUGCACACUUUGAAGAGGUUAUGGAUUGUGUGAAGAGAUUGGCUCAGAAGAGCAACGAAAACGGAGUCCGACCUCUAGUUCUCUGGUCGUCUGGCUGCAAAGACUACGGAAUGACUGGUCUUCACGGCACACCUGGCCUUGCGCCUCAUACUGAAGAGUCUCCUCUGAAUGCACCCGAGAUAUUGAAAGAACGUACAACGAACUCUGCCAGGGUCUUCGACUACACGGAGCUCUUCGACGCGGCGGUCAUCAGACCAACAUGUGUAUUUGGAUAUUCAAACAGCUACUACGGUGCUAUAUUCAACUAUACUGCUGAUCAGCGAGAAAAAAGAUCCGAGGUUCUUCGGAUUCCGGGAGAUCCCGAUAGCAUCAUGCACGCAACUCACGUUGAUGAUUGCGGCGAGGCCUAUCUUUCUCUUGCGGAACUUGAGGAUCGACGAGCUGUAGGUGGCCAGUUCUUCAAUGUAUCUGGCUAUCGCUAUGAGACCCUCAAGGAGGUUGCAGAGGCUGUAGCCGAAGAGUACGGGUUUGACGGAGGCGUUCAAUUCGUCCCAGCAUCUGAGGCAGAGGCAUCAUUUCCACCAGGACUGCAUUUCGUCUUCAGUUUCAGUCAAUGGGUAGGAAGUGAAAAGCUGCGAUCUUUGACAGGAUGGAAAGAUAAACGAGCGUUGUUCUCAAAGGGAAUACACGCUCAUAGGCUGGCCUACGAAGCCUAUAAAGGUCGGGGUUAUGGUAACGUCGUUGAAGUGCAGAAGCGGAUUGGAGGGAACUUUACGGAUAAUGCAGAGAAUUAA
Molecule: messenger RNA, 1056 nt
Organism: Fusarium tjaetaba
Lineage: Eukaryota; Fungi; Ascomycota; Sordariomycetes; Hypocreales; Nectriaceae
Exons: 1
Coding region: 1-1056 (351 amino acids)
Source: RefSeq, a predicted model, not a curated record